CGGCGUCUCCGUCUCCUGCUCCUCCACCUCAGGCGCCGCCGAUUCAAGUUUCUGUUCCUACACUCGCUCCAAAGCCACAAGCUGCCCAGCUCCCCCUGUACUCUCUUCCACGGAGACGACGACUCCACCGAAACAACGUCCACUGUUUUGCGUGGUAUGCGCCAGUAACAAUAAUCGAUCCAUGGAAGCUCACCAUGUCCUCGCUGAAGCUGGUUUUGAUGUCAUCUCAGCUGGCACUGGAUCCUUGGUGCGGCUUCCAGGUCCAGCACCUGACAAACCAAAUGUGUACCAGUUUGGGACUCCAUAUGAGACUAUGUACCAGGAGCUGAAAGACAAGGAUAUAAAAUUAUACACUGCGAAUGGAGUUCUACAAAUGAUUGACCGAAAUAGGAAGGUCAAGGCUGCUCCAGAGCGUUGGCAGGAUCAGAACCAUACGGCCGACGUUGUUAUAACAUGCGAAGAACGUUGUUUCGAUGCUGUUUGUGAGGAUUUGUUGAGUAAAGGAGGGGAAGAGAAUAGACCAAUACAUGUUAUCAACGUGGAGAUCAAGGACACACACGAAGAAGCAUUCAAGGCAGGGAAAGCAAUCAUUGAAUUGGCACAGGCGCUUGAAGAUGCUAAUGAUAUUGAUGAAGAAAUUGGCGACAUUCUUGAAACACAGCAGGAGAAACAUCCCCAUCCACUGUUACAUGCUGUUGCAUUUUAUUGAAUAGCCCUUUGUAUAGCCGAGUAAAUUGUACCGUAUUUCGAUAUAGCAUCUUUGCAUGACAUGGAAAUUAAUAUCUGGGUGUGGCCAAGGAAUAAAUCUCCUCAUUGCGAAGAAAAGGGUUAAGACACGAAAGAAAGCAGUGCAGAAAACAAACCUAAGCAUGCCGGUGGAUUAUUCAAUGGAGGGUAUAUAUACUGUACAGUACAUGGUACACGGUGCAAGCCAUGGACAAAUGUAGUAGUGAGUG
Messenger RNA from Cantharellus anzutake, 956 nucleotides. Its product is annotated as Ssu72-like protein. Bases 182 to 709 code for a protein of 175 amino acids. The transcript is spliced from 6 exons. Gene Ontology annotation, molecular function: RNA polymerase II CTD heptapeptide repeat phosphatase activity. The record is from RefSeq and is a predicted model, not a curated record. Gene Ontology annotation, biological process: termination of RNA polymerase II transcription. NCBI's taxonomy places the organism in Eukaryota, Fungi, Basidiomycota, Agaricomycetes, Cantharellales, Hydnaceae. Gene Ontology annotation, cellular component: mRNA cleavage and polyadenylation specificity factor complex; nucleus.